Messenger RNA from Scatophagus argus, 2433 nucleotides. RefSeq names its product carbohydrate (chondroitin 6) sulfotransferase 3a (gene chst3a). Gene Ontology annotation, molecular function: N-acetylglucosamine 6-O-sulfotransferase activity; chondroitin 6-sulfotransferase activity. Lineage: Eukaryota; Metazoa; Chordata; Actinopteri; Scatophagidae. The record is from RefSeq and is a predicted model, not a curated record. Gene Ontology annotation, cellular component: Golgi membrane. Bases 278 to 1603 code for a protein of 441 amino acids. The transcript has 4 exons. Gene Ontology annotation, biological process: carbohydrate metabolic process; N-acetylglucosamine metabolic process.
CGAUGUGUGAGCACGACGUCCGAGUCUCCGCGCUGCCUCUCAUUUAUCUGGCAGAGGAGAGGAGCCCGCGUCCGAGGAUACAAUGAAGCAGUGUGUCCUCGUCCGAGACAAUGCAGCAAGAUGCUACGAAGGGACGAUACUGUGUUUUCACAAGCUCGGGGACGUUUUGCUCGACUGCAGAGAGAAUGACCAGCUAAAGAAUGAAGCUGUAGCAACUGCAUGAAGCUAUGACCGACACUAGACCCUAGACGCCCAGUUACCAAGCCAGGACUCAAGAAUGAAGACCAAAUAUGCAAUUGUCUUCAUCUGCAUCUUGGCCCUGGUUAUCAUCGAGAAAGAAAGCAACAUCCUAUCAAGGGUCUCUGAUAAACUGAUGCAGAGGCCGGGUCAACAGCAGACCCCACAGACUCCUCUGGAUUACAGCAACGCAACCCAAAAUGGCUCCCUGAUACUCAAAAUGGUGCUCUCCAAACUCACUGGUACAACAGGGAAUUACUCAAGUUUCUCUGAGGAGCAAGACGAGGAAGAACUAGAUAAUUUAGACACAUACAGCUAUAGCAGUGGUCCUAAGCACAUAUUGCUUUUGGCCGCUACACGAACAGGCUCCUCGUUUGUGGGGGAAUUUUUCAACCAGCACGGGGAGAAUAUGUUCUAUCUGUUUGAGCCACUGUGGCAUGUUGAGCGCAUGCUGACCACAGCUUCAGAGGUAAACAAUGGGACAGUGUUGGCAGGAAUCUACCGGGAUGUACUCCAGGGACUCUUCCUGUGUGAUUUCUCUCCUCUCGAGAAGUUCAUCUCUCCCCCACCUCAGGAGCACAUCACCCCAGCUCUUUUCCGCAGAGAGUCUAGUUUGUCGCUCUGUGAGGAACCUGUCUGCACCCCAGUAAUCAAAGAUGUCUUUGAGAGGUAUCAUUGUAAGACGCGUCACUGCGGGCCACUGAACCUGACCCUUGCGUCUGAAUCCUGCCUUUCCAAGCAACACCACGCCAUUAAGACUGUCCGUGUGCGCCAGCUGGAAACAUUGCAACCGUUGGUAGAGGAUCCUCGACUAGAUGUGAGAGUGAUCCAGUUAGUCCGAGACCCACGGGCCAUUUUAGCAUCGCGCAUGGUGGCUUUCUCUUCGAAGUACCAGACAUGGAAGGCCUGGGCGCAGGAUGGCCAAGUGCCUGAAGAUGAUGAGGAAGUGAAGAGGCUCAAAGGGAACUGUGACCAAAUUAGGAUGUCUGCAGAGGUGGGACUGAGUCGACCUCGCUGGUUGAGGAACCGCUAUAUGUUGGUACGUUAUGAGGAUAUUGCCCGCUACCCUAUGCAGAAGGCAGAGGAAAUGUACAGGUUCACAGGGAUACCAUUUAGUCCCCAAGCUAGGGAGUGGAUUCUGAAAAACACUCAGACCACUCAAGUAGCUAGUGGGAUUUACUCCACCCAGAAGAACUCAUCAGAGCAGGCAGAGAAAUGGAGAUUUAGUAUUCCCUUUACACUGGCUCAGGUCGUGCAGAGAGUGUGUGGACCCACCAUGAAUCUGUUUGGGUACAAGUUUGUGGAUGAUGAAAAGACACUGAUUAAUAAGUCCAUCAGUUUGUUUGAGGAGAAACCAUUUCAUUAAUCCAGAUGUCAAAAAGGUAGCUGUGAAUCUGCAAAACCCCGGAAAUGACAUAUCAGAGCCAAGAGAAGCCAUUAUUGCACAGACCAAACAUCGUAAGCAAAGAUGCCAUAGAAGACACAAAAUGUGUUACUGCUGACAAUAAGAUUUGAGCCAUACAAUAAACUUCAUACUCGCCAGGGAUGCCUCUUUGUAACAAAGAAGAGUUACUUGAUAAAGAGACAUAUUUAUUUGCAUGCUGUGUUCCCUGAGAAGCCUUAAGCUUUAUGUCACAUGCUGUACUUCAUUUAAAAUGAAACAAGCAUGGAUAUCAAGCCUAAUUUGUAAGAUUUUAUUGAUAGUUAGAUGAUAGAUUUUCAGGGAUAAACACAAACAAAGUGAUGUUUGUGUGUGUUUUUCAAAGACAGGAGGUUUCUGUUCAUGGGGUUUACAAUGCUUCGUCCUGGUUAGUUCAGCCUGGUGUUUAGUUUUAGUUUGCACUGGGCGAGACAACUGAUAUUAUCACUUUAGAUCUGAUUGGCAUUUAUGGGUCUGACUGAGGUAAAGUGAGUGCGUGAUUGUAUUUCAAUAUCUUCAUAUGUCCUCAAUAUACAAGUGUUGCCAGUAGUCAUAGUUGUAAUAAUAUAUUUCUUGGACUGUCUCUUUAAGUUUAAAUAAACGGGCAGUUUGGGUAUCAUUUUACUCUUGUCGACAGGCCACUUUGAAUCUCAAGGUGAGUCAGAUCUGAUUCACUGAUUUCAGCCAAAUGUUCAUGGAUACACAAACAAAUUUUCUUAUUUUAAGUAGCCGUUUUAAUUGUUUACCCUUUCAAAGGAAUAAAAUUGCCAGAAGUA